Aplosporella prunicola CBS 121167 is the source of this 3181-nucleotide messenger RNA. RefSeq lists its product as uncharacterized. The coding region runs from base 310 to 2991 and encodes 893 amino acids. Lineage: Eukaryota; Fungi; Ascomycota; Dothideomycetes; Botryosphaeriales; Aplosporellaceae. The transcript has a single exon. The record is from RefSeq and is a predicted model, not a curated record.
CGCCGUCAGUGCGCUCGUACCGCCCAAAUUCGCUCCGCCACCCGUCAGCUCUUCAGGAGCAGCUGGGUCUUGGCGGAUCGCUAUAUACACCAACGGGCCCAAUGGGGGCCUGAAGUCAUCCCACGCUGUCUAAGCCCCGGCGACGAAACCGGAUCGCCCGCUCGCCGCAGCCCUGGAGGUCCCUGGAAAUUUAUUACGUGUUCGCUUUUCCGUGCCUUCCGCUGUCAGUCUGUCUGGUUGCUUUCCAAAGUUCUUCUUUCCUUCCCCUCCUCAACCCCUCCUUCCCUCCCAAAAGUGACGACGGCCACAAUGUCGUCCCGGGCGAAGCGCAUCACCUCCAUCUUCUCCCUCUCCUCCAGCAACCUCGCCGACGCCGACAAGCAGUCGACCGCCGACUCCGACACUGCCUCGACCACCAGGGGCCGCAGAGCCUCCAUCUCGGCCAGCCUGAGCAAGAGGCGCGCCAGCAGGGCUUCCGUCAGCCGCGACAGGUCUUCUUCCGCCCAGCAAGAUGUCGCCUACCCCGAGCCUCCCGUUCCCCCGAUUCCCGACAACCUGAGCCGCAAAUCCACCGUCCUGACCAUCAACACCGACAACGACUCUGACCUUCUCCCCCCGCCUCCCGUCCGCGUCGAUUCGGCCUCGCGCUCCUCGUCCCCAAUCGGCGCCUCUCGUCCCGGAAGCCGCUCCUCGACCCGCCCAAACUCCUCGUUCCUUGACGUUACUAGCGAUGGCUUGCUCACGCCGAGCACUCCAACGAGCGCCAAGCUCAAGAGGAAAAGCAUUUUUGGCAACAGGCACAGCAAGGCUUCGGACACCGCGAGCAUGGCCGGCCCGUUGGCCUGGGUCUGCGGGCAUCAGGGAAAGCCCGAGUACAACUUGUCGCUGCUGUUGACCGCAGAGAAGGUCCCCGAGCUGUGGGAUGAAAACGGUGAUACCUACAUCCACUUGUUCCCCCGUUCUUCUGGAAAGGGACCGUCUUUCCGUGUUGAUUCUACCAUCUAUUCCUCGGCGUCUGUUUUGACAAAACUCGCGUAUGGCGGCAUCUACAGCAACCCCGCGGCGGGGUCGGAGAACCGGAAGACCCUGAACCUGGAGACGCAGAUGCAAGAUAUGAACGUCCAGUCUCAGGAAACGCCGCCAGAGUCACCAGCCGCCCGUGCCACGCCCAGGCCUUCGGAAAUAGACAGCUCGGAAGACAGUUCCAAGGGUUCGCGGGCGAUGAGCGACUCUCUGGAACUGCCCAAGGCGGAAAUCCAUCUUUACAUUCCUUUGUCGCUCGGCACGGAUGGCUCGGCGGAAUCCAAGGCAUCCCCUGACGACGUUGAGGCCUUGGUAGGCAUCCGCAACAUGUUUUCCUUCCUGGUGGGACAGUCAUUGGUGGCCACAAACAAGCGCCCGUCCAUCUUUGCUAUUUUCAUGGGAAUUGCGGAGCAUCUGCAAAGCUACGAGUUUUCAAACAUCGAUGGCUCCACCUUUGGUGAAGUGGCAGCCACCAGCUUCGACAAUUACGUGGAAGAAUUGCACCUUGGAGAUGUCCGGACCAGCCGCGAGAAGACCAUCGAAGGAAUUAUCCUUGGUGAGAAGAUGCGCUCCGUUAUGCUCUUCAACGAGGCUUUCGUGCACGCUGCCGGCAAAUAUGAGCAGAUCACUGCCCUCAAGAGUCCCAAGUUCCAGCUCAUUAGCCAAAUUACGCAGAACCGUCUGGAAAGAGCGUCCAUGGAUCUCGACAUACGGCAGCGAAGCAUCAACGGUAGAAUAGCAGACUUCAACUUCCCCGCUAUUUUCUCCGGUAUCAUGAACAGCAAAACCACCGAGGAGCGCAAGCAUGUUCGCUUCGAGGCUUGGAGGAAGGCGUACGAGGCAACCCGCAAAAACGUCAUCAGCUACUACAAGAACAAGUAUGGAGCGUGGCCACCGAAGGCGAGCUCCAAGAAAAACACCCUGGAGACGAGCGGUCUUAACAGGUUGGUGCUGCAAGACCUUUACACCGACUUUUCUUGUUGGUACGACCUGCUUGUUGAUCGCGAGAACCUCACCACGCGUACUUUGGACUCUGGAUCGACCGAGGACGAGGCGGCACUUAGCGUGGAUCCCAUUACCCGUGCCCUUCGCCAUGUGCUGAGCGAGUACGACCGUAGCAUCCCACCUGUGCAGCCUCCCGCUCCGUUCGACGUGCCGAUCAUACCCUCGCUCUCUCACUCCAGAGCGGACUACGGCAAUGACGAAAAGAAGGAUACUAAAGCUCGCAAGAAGACGCUCAAGGACGAUGAGAUUGCCACUAUCAUGAAGCAAUCUCACAACGCUGACGCGGAUAUUUCCAACCCGUUCUUGGACUCUGUGCGGAACCUCGAGAAGCACGCGGCGCACCGCAAGAACAUCGACGAGAUAACUGAGCUGCGAAUCGGCCAGUGGCUCUUAAUGUACGCGGUCUUGCAGUCACUGCCCAUGCUUGUCAUCGACGCUCCUGGUGUCAAGUGGUCCCAGGGUGUCGAGUACUUCCUGUGCGAGCCGCCCCGCUCUGGUGUGCCUUGGGCGCGCGAGGAUAGGGGCACUGCCCGCUCAUGGUACGGCAUUGCAGGCGGCGCAGGAGUUGUCUCGCUGCCCUCGGACCUCAUUGAACACGGUGUCGAAGGUGUCUACCGUCGGUCUCACUGCUGGCGUAGGGCGGAGCAGUGGACGGCGGACCAGGGCGGUGUCAUGGCGGCUGCAGUUGAGGAAGACCUAAACGAACCCCUCCCUGCGCCGGGCAUGCGGAGACCGAGACCCGGCUCGCGCACCAGCAGCAGCUCUAGCCGCAUGAGCGCGGCUCGCGAAAGUGUCAUGAUGCUGGGUCUGGAGGCACUGCCGUUGCCAGCUGGCGUGGCGCCGACCGGAGAGAUUCCCAGGCCGACGAGCAGUAGCGGCACGGCCACUUUCGACGACAUUAUUGGCGCGCAGCCGCCGCCACAAAAAGGCAAGAAGAGGGAGAAGUCGAAGCUGGCAUCUUAGGGCUUGGGAAAAAGGGGGAAAGGGCAUGUGCAGAGUUUUCAUUUGGUAGUCAUCUAUACCUGGGGGUGCAUUUGGUUGAGGCGUUAUAGCUUGCAUGGGAUUGGAUCAAAGGCGGCAUAGCUGUGUAUAGACGCCAGUGAGCGUAAAAACAAUUAAUGCUUGUUUUCCCAGUGGGGAUCCAUGGGAAGCU